AUGGCCAAUGAAACAAGCAAGACCAUAGAUGGAACAGGGGUUAUCGAUCUAGAUCCGUACCUACGACCCUAUGAAGACGCGCUAAAGAACAGGUACAAGCGUACAACAGAGUGUAUUGAGAAGAUAAAUAGGCUGGAGGGUGGACUUGAUAGGUUUAGCAAAGGAUAUGAGAGACUCGGGCUGAAUGUGCAAAGCAAUGGUGAUAUAGUCUACCGGGAAUGGGCGCCAAAUGCUACUGAUGCUCAUCUCAUUGGGGAUUUCAAUAACUGGAAUCGUACGGCGACGCCGAUGAAGAAAGAUGCCUUUGGGGUGUGGGAGGUCACCGUCCCCGCGCGCAAUGGAGUGCCGGCAAUACCACAUGAAAGCAAAAUUAAGAUCACGAUGAUGACCCCUGACGGGGAGCAUAUUGACCGCAUCCCAGCAUGGAUCAAGAGAGUCGUCCAGGACCUUGAUGUCUCACCUGUCUACGAAGGGCUAUUUUGGAACCCUCCUGAUGAAGACAAAUACCAAUUUAAGAAUCCCCGGCUUAAGAAACCGGAGAGCUUGAGAAUAUAUGAGGCUCAUGUCGGUAUAUCUUCACCAGAACCGGCCGUUGCAACCUACAAGAACUUCACGGAGAAGAUGUUGCCGCGUAUUAAAUACCUUGGCUAUAAUGCGAUUCAGCUGAUGGCAAUCAUGGAGCAUGCAUAUUAUGCUAGCUUUGGAUACCAGGUCAACAACUUCUUUGCCGCAAGUAGUCGAUACGGGAAUCCCGAAGAUUUGAAAGAGCUUAUAGAUACUGCCCAUGAACUGGGAUUAGUCGUUCUUCUCGACGUGGUUCACAGCCAUGCGUCAAAAAAUGUCCUAGAUGGGUUGAAUAUGUUUGAUGGGACCGAUCACCUCUAUUUUCAUUCUGGACCGAAAGGGAACCAUGAUCUUUGGGACAGCCGUCUCUUCAACUAUGGGCAUCAUGAAGUUCUUCGAUUCCUCUUAAGCAAUUUGCGCUUCUGGAUGGAAGAAUAUCAAUUCGAUGGCUUCCGCUUUGACGGUGUCACAAGUAUGCUCUAUACACAUCAUGGGAUUGGAACUGGAUUCUCUGGUGGUUACCAUGAAUAUUUCGGGCCGGCCGUCGACGAAGACGGCUUAACAUAUCUCAUGCUGGCAAACGAAAUGCUCCACCAACUCUACCCGAACUGCAUCACGGUGGCAGAGGAUGUAUCAGGAAUGCCGGCGCUGUGUUUGCCAUUUUCCCUCGGAGGUGUUGGGUUUGACUACCGGCUGGCGAUGGCAAUUCCUGACAUGUACAUCAAGCUUCUGAAGGAGAAACGAGAUGAAGAGUGGGAUAUGGGCAAUCUCGCUUUUACUCUGACAAAUCGCCGCCACGGAGAAAAAACAAUAGCAUACGCUGAAAGCCACGACCAGGCGCUGGUGGGUGAUAAGACGCUGAUGAUGUGGCUUUGCGACAAGGAAAUGUACACAAAUAUGUCAGUAUUAACAGAGUACACGCCUAUAAUUGAGCGCGGCAUGAGUCUUCACAAAAUGAUUCGCCUGCUCACACACAGCCUCGGAGGCGAAGGGUAUCUGAAUUUUGAAGGAAACGAGUUUGGCCAUCCUGAAUGGCUUGACUUUCCCCGUGCUGGAAAUAACAAUAGCUUCUGGUAUGCUCGGAGGUUAUUGAACCUGACCGAGGAUAGUCUUCUGCGUUACAAAUUUCUCAACGAGUUCGAUCGCAAGAUGCAGUUGACCGAAGAGAAAUAUGGAUGGCUCCAUGCACCGCAAGCAUAUAUUAGCCUCAAACACGAGGAGGAUAAAGUCAUUGUGUUCGAGCGGGCAGGGUUGCUAUGGGUGUUCAACUUCAAUCCAACCAAAAGCUUUGCGGACUAUCGAGUCGGGGUCGAACAGCCAGGCACAUAUCGGAUCGUUAUCGACACCGAUGAUUGCGAGUUUGGCGGGUUCAACCGCAACGCGAAGGAUACAAGAUUCUUCACCACUGGCGAGGCGUGGAAUGGACGCAAGAACUAUGUGCAAGUGUACAUCCCUUCGCGGACCGCAGUGGUCCUUGCACUUGAAAGCUCUCUUUAGAGCAGAGCUUUCGUAU
This is a messenger RNA of Coccidioides immitis RS, 2077 nucleotides long. Its product is annotated as 1,4-alpha-glucan-branching enzyme. The coding region runs from base 1 to 2061 and encodes 686 amino acids. Lineage: Eukaryota; Fungi; Ascomycota; Eurotiomycetes; Onygenales; Onygenaceae. Gene Ontology annotation, biological process: glycogen biosynthetic process. The record is from RefSeq and is a predicted model, not a curated record. Gene Ontology annotation, cellular component: cytoplasm. The transcript is spliced from 8 exons. Gene Ontology annotation, molecular function: cation binding; 1,4-alpha-glucan branching enzyme activity; hydrolase activity, hydrolyzing O-glycosyl compounds.